AUGGAAGAGGAGGUCGCAGCUCUCGUCAUCGACAAUGGUUCGGGUAUGUGCAAGGCCGGUUUCGCCGGUGACGACGCACCCAGAGCCGUCUUCCCCUCAAUUGUCGGAAGACCUCGCCACCAUGGUAUCAUGAUUGGUAUGGGCCAGAAGGAUUCAUACGUCGGUGAUGAGGCACAGUCCAAGCGUGGUAUCCUCACCCUGAGAUACCCCAUUGAGCACGGUGUCGUUACCAACUGGGACGACAUGGAGAAGAUUUGGCACCACACCUUCUACAACGAGCUCCGUGUCGCCCCCGAGGAGCACCCCGUCCUGCUCACCGAGGCUCCCAUCAACCCCAAGUCCAACCGUGAGAAGAUGACCCAGAUCGUCUUCGAGACCUUCAACGCCCCCGCCUUCUACGUCUCCAUCCAGGCCGUCCUGUCGCUGUACGCUUCCGGUCGUACCACCGGUAUCGUCCUCGACUCGGGUGACGGUGUCACUCACGUUGUCCCCAUCUACGAAGGUUUCGCCCUUCCCCACGCCAUCUCGCGUGUCGACAUGGCCGGUCGUGACUUGACCGACUACCUCAUGAAGAUCCUCGCCGAGCGCGGUUACACCUUCUCCACCACCGCCGAGCGCGAAAUCGUUCGUGACAUCAAGGAGAAGCUCUGCUACGUCGCCCUCGACUUCGAGCAGGAGAUCCAGACCGCCAGCCAGAGCUCUUCCCUCGAGAAGUCCUACGAGCUUCCCGAUGGUCAGGUCAUCACCAUCGGUAACGAGCGUUUCCGUGCCCCCGAGGCUCUCUUCCAGCCCUCUGUCCUUGGUCUCGAGUCUGGCGGUAUCCACGUCACCACCUUCAACUCCAUCAUGAAGUGCGAUGUCGACGUCAGAAAGGAUCUUUACGGCAACAUCGUCAUGUCUGGUGGCACCACCAUGUACCCCGGUAUCUCCGACCGUAUGCAGAAGGAAAUCACCGCCCUUGCUCCCUCAUCCAUGAAGGUCAAGAUCAUCGCUCCCCCAGAGCGCAAGUACUCCGUCUGGAUCGGUGGUUCCAUUCUCGCAUCCCUCUCCACCUUCCAGCAGAUGUGGAUCUCAAAGCAAGAGUACGACGAGAGCGGUCCUUCGAUCGUUCACCGAAAGUGCUUCUAA
Messenger RNA from Aureobasidium subglaciale EXF-2481, 1128 nucleotides. RefSeq lists its product as uncharacterized. The transcript has 6 exons. Bases 1 to 1128 code for a protein of 375 amino acids. NCBI's taxonomy places the organism in Eukaryota, Fungi, Ascomycota, Dothideomycetes, Dothideales, Saccotheciaceae. The record is from RefSeq and is a predicted model, not a curated record.